Messenger RNA from Nannizzia gypsea CBS 118893, 2733 nucleotides. RefSeq names its product Sad1/UNC domain-containing protein. The record is from RefSeq and is a predicted model, not a curated record. The coding region runs from base 1 to 2733 and encodes 910 amino acids. NCBI's taxonomy places the organism in Eukaryota, Fungi, Ascomycota, Eurotiomycetes, Onygenales, Arthrodermataceae. Gene Ontology annotation, biological process: protein folding in endoplasmic reticulum. The transcript has a single exon. Gene Ontology annotation, cellular component: membrane; cytoplasm.
AUGAACAGACAACUUUCGCCACAUUGGCGGAAACGCUCGCGCCAGGACCGAAUAACGUCGGCCUUCCUGGCGUUUUUGGCAGUAUGUUCUGCUCCCGGCCCUGCGGCGGCGGAAUCAGUGGCGGAUUCAUCGCGGUUGAUGGCCGUGGAUAAGUCGAAUACCAUCUGUGAGCAUGUGAGCGGUGACUUGGGAGCAGAAUAUAUUCGGUAUCCGAUAUGUUUGGAGACUAGGUGGAAUGCUGCUGCAACAACAGCUUCUUCCGCUACGGCGGGGGGUGAGGGGCCGCCUAUGACUGGUUCUGCGGGUGGUGUACAUGCCGAUGCGAGAGAUUCUCCGGGCUCAGUGAUAGUACCGGUUCGCGGUACGGUUGCUGCUGGUUCUUCAAAGUCGGGAGAGAGUAGGAGUAGUGGUAGCGGGGAUGAUGCAGACGUUGAGUCUCCGCUAGAUACUUCGAACUUCCUCUCGUUUGAAGAAUGGAAGAAUCAAAAUCUUGCGAAGGCAGGACAAUCGGCUGAAACCAUGAGGAGGCAUCGACAGGAUAAGGGACAGCAAGCUCGAAGACGGCAUACGCGGUCAUCGCAGAUCAAUGAUCCGCUGGAUGGACUGGGAGAAGACUCGGAAAUUGAUCUUGAAUUUGGCGGCUUUUCUACAGACGAAUCCGGGAUUGCUUCGUGGGAGAGGAAAGACGGCGGAAAAGCUCCAGCGGAUAAUAUGGAUGCUGUUGCUACGCGCGGUGGUGCUAUUGGAGGCAAGGAAGGCAAGAACCCUUCCCAGCCGGUCUUUGAGCUCGACGGCCAGGAUGCAGAGAACAUGCCGCGGAAGGGGAUUGGUCGGCGGAAACAUGCAGGAACAACAUGCAAGGAACGCUUCAACUAUGCAUCUUUUGACUGCGCCGCUACAGUCCUGAAAACAAACCGCCAAUGCACGGGUUCUUCCGCUGUGCUUAACGAGAAUAAAGACAGCUACAUGUUGAAUGAGUGCAGAGCCAAGGAUAAAUUCCUCAUUAUGGAGUUAUGCGAUGAUAUACUCGUUGAUACAGUGGUGUUGGCCAACUAUGAAUUCUUCAGCUCCAUCUUCCGGUCUUUUAGAGUCAGUGUUUCUGACAGGUAUCCGAUCAAGGCUGACAAAUGGAGGGUGUUGGGCACCUACGAGGCUGCCAAUGCUAGGCAAGUGCAGGCUUUUGCAGUAGAGAAUCCGUUUAUAUGGGCGAGAUAUCUGAAGAUCGAGUUCUUGUCUCAUUACGGGAACGAAUUCUAUUGCCCAGUCAGUUUGGUCAGAGUGCAUGGAACGACUAUGAUGGAGGAAUAUAAGAAUGAUGGUGAAGCUGCGAGAGCAGAUGAGGAGGAAGAUGCAAAUGCACAGGAAGAGGCAGAGCAGCAGCAACAACAACAGGAACAGGCUGAUGUGGUUGUGCAUGAGAAGGCCCCUAUUCCUACGCUGGACAUUGACGACCAGAUGGUUCCUCUGUCCAAUUUAUCCGAUCAUGAGCUUAAUGAGCUCAGAUGUUUCGUGGAGAGAAACGAGACGGAGAGCAUCUUACUUGGACUGGUAUCCGGUAAGAUGUGUGCCAUCAAAGAACGCGCUGUUCAUGCCGAAAGCCAGCCUGUGAUGGCUACUCGCGUGAAAGAUGAGACUGCUGCUCCUGCCAGCGGUUCCAUUACCUCUAUCAAUACCCUAGAGCAGAUACGUUCCGUCUCUUCAACUCGUGCAUCUACAGCUUCUGAUAGAGAAGAGACUCGCCGCAGCUCUACAGGGUCAUCUGUCACGGCUAAUGGGUCGCAUACCGAGCCAGCUAAGAUGAACUCUGCGCCAUACACUCCACCCCCUUCCUCGCCACCACCCAACCCAUCGACCCAAGAAUCUUUCUUUAAAUCAGUCAACAAGCGCUUGCAAAUGCUUGAGACAAACUCCACGCUUUCUCUCCUUUAUAUCGAAGAGCAAUCUCGCAUCCUCCGUGAUGCCUUUAACAAAGUCGAAAAACGCCAGCUGGCGAAAACAUCUACCUUUCUGGAGAACCUUAACUCUACCGUUCUGCAGGAAUUGAAGGAGUUCCGCCAACAAUAUGACCAUCUUUGGCACUCUGUCUUCAUAGAAUUUGAGCAACAGCGCCAACAAUACCACCGGGAAGUAUAUUCAAUUGCUGCCCAACUAGGCGUUCUUGCAGACGAGCUCGUAUUUCAGAAACGAGUUGCCGUCAUCCAAAGCAUUUUCGUCCUCGUUUGUUUCGGUCUAGUCUUAUUCUCCCGCAGCUCUGGCACGCCUUACUUUGAAUUUCCACGCAACAUAGUCUCUCGCACACGCAGCUUUCGCUCUUCGUCAGUCGCUUACGACUCACCAGCGCCAUCUGCAAGCCCUAGCCCUCCGCCAAUGAGCAGGAUGGGCUCAUUACUGAGCAGGAGUGAAACAGAUGAGCACCGCUUGCACCACAGCCGCUCACGACAUCUCCGCAGUCCCUCAGAGCAAACAGAUUAUGAAGGCGAGAAUCCAACCUUUACAUAUUCCCCGCCUACUCCAACUUCUAGGGCCACGACGCCAGAUCGAAAUCGAACCGGGAAACGCCUUUUCUCUCCUGAACCCGAACCACGUAGUGGUCUCAUUGCUUCCGCGACUAGUAGCCCUGCGUCUGGGAGUGAUCCUGACCUUAGCUUGAGGCAACGCCCCGUUAAGAGCGUGGAGGUGAAGCACGAGUCUGAAUCAGACGCUGAACAGGCAGAAGUCGAUUCGUUCACUUAA